Messenger RNA from Puccinia graminis f. sp. tritici CRL 75-36-700-3, 4221 nucleotides. RefSeq lists its product as uncharacterized. The transcript has 6 exons. The record is from RefSeq and is a predicted model, not a curated record. Lineage: Eukaryota; Fungi; Basidiomycota; Pucciniomycetes; Pucciniales; Pucciniaceae. Bases 1 to 4221 code for a protein of 1406 amino acids.
AUGUCUCACUUCAAUCCAUACGACAAAUGUUGGCACCUUGCUGACAUCACAGCGUUCAUUCACCAACUCGACUCCCAUUACGAUUUGCCUUCAAACAUCAAGCUCGAUGAGGCACGUGUGAUUGCAAUGGAUCUAAUCGUUGACCAAGCCUCACGAUGCCCUUCUACCAUCACCUACCCACCCCCCCGAAAAACCCGGGCCAGUCGUUCUCCUGCUCUUGCCAAAGCAACUUCAACUUCGGCAGCCACCUCCAAGAAAGCACCGCCGAAGAAAGCACCACCAAAGAAGAAACCAUUGACCUCUGCACAGACAUCCACCACCGAUUCUGCUCCCAAACGCGUGCCGACAUCAAAUGGCAGUAACAGUGGCCACUCAAAUCCAGUAGACAAGGGUAACACCCCUACUUCUGCUUCCUCACAAGGAAAAUCCACCUCUGCGGCUCGCUCUGUUUCUAAGCGUCCAUCACCCUCGCCAGCCGAACCAUCAGCCCAGUCACCACCUAAAAAAACAAAGACCAACACUUCUACUUCUGCGAAAGUCCUCAAACCUGCCGUCACAACCUUGCAAACCAAGAAAAGUUCAACUUCGGUAGCCAAAACUCAACCAAAAGCGAUGUCCAGCAAUAACAGUUCAACUGCCCGAUCUGCAGCCAAAACUCAUCCAAAAGCAACACUCAGCAAAUCCACUCAAUCACGCAAACGACAAGCUUCUGUCCACUUUCAAGAACCGUCAGAAAAGUCUAAAGGUAAGAAGAAACGCCAAUCACCAUCACCAUCAGAUGAAUCUUUCAACUCUCCAGAAUCCGCCAACGAUAUUGAUAGUACUGUGGACGAGGUUCAACAUCAAAGCUUCGAGAGCGGUGAAGAUUUUGGCGAAGUGGAGGUCUUGGAGGAUGGAGUAAACUACUCAUCAGAUCUGACUGAUCUUUCCUCCGAAAAACCACUUUCAGAAGAGGAUUCACUUUCAGCCGAGGAUUCAAUUCCAGACGAGGAAUCAUCAAGUCCUGAAUAUGAACACGAGGAACCCACUGUGAUCAGCUCUAGCUCCAGCAAUCGCCGCCAUGACCGUCAAGCCUCUACGAGCAAUUGCCAGAGUGACCGUCAAGCCUCUACAAGAACACAAGCUGCUGCAUGUAAUCAGAAUUCUAGAGCCGAUCAACCUUCUAGAGCCAAUCAACAUUCUAGAGCUGAUCAAUCUUGUAGAGCCGAACAACAAGACUUGCGUACUCAAAGAUCAAGCAUUACAAAAGGCAAGCAUACUCACAGAAUGAGUAGCAGUCCACAAGUCUCCAUACGUAACAAACAACCGUCUCAUAACUCAGGUGAUCCAUCUCGAUCUUGUGGUAAUCGUGAGACUUCACAAAAUCAACAAUGCCACCCCAGCAGGUCAAUCAAUCGUUCCGAUCACCAGGAUUUCCCCAAAUCAAGAGAUCCUCAGAACUCAACUCAGCUUCUCGGAAGGGCCAUGUCAAUCGAGGAAUGUCUUCAAGAGUAUAUGCCUGGAUAUGGAACUGUAUCCAAAGCACCAGCCCAACAAGCUAUAUUGGACGUACCAGCCAAACAGGCUGUAUCCAACAUACCAGCCAAACAAGCUUUUCAGCCACAGUCUCACACCGGAAAUGCAACAAGUCAAGUAUACCCUUCUGGUGUACCAUCAAAGCCCCAGCCAGUCGCUUCCUAUGUUGCCCCUGCUCCCACCACCAUAAGGAGUCAAGUAUAUCCGUUUAGUGUAUCACCUGUACCCCAAAUUGCUUCCUAUGUUGCCCCUGCUCCUGCCACUUCCAGUACUCCAACAGUUCAUCCAACGUUUCAACCGUCAGGGCAGCCACUUGGAUCCGGAACAUCUCAACUUUUUGGCUCUGUUGCUCCUCCACCUAAUGCCUUACAUAAUAUUCCGCUCAACUUCACUAUCCCUGGUGUCGGUACAUUCACACUCAUUCCUGAAAAUAAAAAUCCUCUCUCCACAACGGCCUCGACCAAUGCCACUCCUCAGCCCGCUGCACCUCCUCCAGCCACUACCAAUGUGACUCCUCAACCUGCUGCACAACCUGCCGCCAAGACCAAGCCCACAGUCCCCAGCUGGGUUCGCUUGACAGAUCAUACUACACCCGUGGCCGUGGUUCCACCAAAGCCGUCAAAACCAAAAAUGAAGUGGACACCUUUACUCAUGACCGAUACCAUCAAGGAGGAACCUCCAACCGGAAAGCAAGCAGUCCUAGAUUCCACAGGCCCAAGCAACUCCCAUAAUGCCGAUGUUACGAAGUCGUCCAACCAGUUAGAUGCCCGCCUUGGUAACUUAGAAAACUUAUUAGGCGACUUAAUCCAGUAUCAAAGACAAGCAGCAUCUCAAGUACCUUCUCAACCUCCCCAACAAUCCACGGCACCCCACACAUCAGCAUAUUUCAAACCUCCUCUCCUCCCUGGAAUCAGUUCAACACAACCAAUCACAUCUCUCCAAGCUGAUCCGAUGCCUGCACAACCCACUGAUCUCACUAGAAUAGCUUCCAAGCCUCAGUCAACCUUCCUCAAUCCUCUGCCCCUCAAUGACGAAAAGUUAAUUCACCCAAAUCCUGCGGUAUCCACUGACAUAACUCGUCAAGCUUCCACUUCUCAAAAACUAUUUCAUCCGAUGCCUGCAAAAUUUACCAACUUCACUAGCCUCACGUCUACUUCUCAAAAGCCUGGACUCACUAGUCAGCCAUCCAAAUUGUUCAAGAGCAAUCUGGACGUCAAACCCUUCCAACCACCCACCACCUUCAAACCGUUCACCUUCUCUCCUGUACUAGGCAAAGCCCCUACCUCUCACGGUCUUGAUAGUUCCAGCUCUCACUUUACAUCCAGCGCAUCGACAUUUUCCUCAUCAACUGCUAGCAACCAAGACAACCCAACACGACAAACUGUUCCUUGCCCUGCUCGCUCAUCAAACACCUUUUUGUCCUUGAAUACCACAAGUGUCACGGCGCCUGUUGUUGCAAAAGAUGCUAUCAAACAUCCCAAGAAUUAUCUAGCGCUGUCACCCCUAGAAUCUUGCUCAUCUGGUCCAACGACUCUUCAGCCUACACCCAUGGCAAGUACAUCCACAUUCACACCUACAACUACCACGGUUGCACCCACACCUCCAACGACCACUCCAACGACCACACUGCCACCCGCACCUACACCUACAAUGACCACUCCCAUUGCUUGUGUUCAUCUUUCUACAAAACCUGAGGGUAUUGUUGCUUCCGCUCUCUCAACUUGCGAAGAUGAAAAAGGCCGACAAGCUCGCAAAGAAGACACACCGGUAUCUAGCCAAGUUCUCUUACAGGCUCUACAAUCCACACUUUCACAACCAUCUGAUCAUCUGCCUAUCGAAAAACACCCACAAGAUCAAAAAGCAGACCCGCCGGGACCUAGCCAGAUUCACGUAUCUACAGUUUCCUUUCCCAGCUCGACUUCUCCUCAAUCUUCCAGUGUUGCUUCUGCUCUCUCAACCUGCAAAGAUGAAAAAGGCCCACAAGCUCACAAAGAAGACACACCGGUAUCUAGCCAAGUUCUUUUACGGGCCCUACAAUCCACACUUUCACGUCCAUCUGAUCAUCUGCCUAAAACUUCCCGUCCAACUGAUUCAGCUACCAACCAAUCACCAAUUGAUGUGGUUAGCAGUCCUUCCUCAGCUGUGGUCAGCAGUCCUUCCUCAGCUGUGGUCGAAGAUACACCCAUUCAAAACAGAGACACUCUUGCAUCUAGCCGAAACCUUUGCCAAAAUAUUAUAUCUACACUUUCAUACUCAUCCGUCGCACAUGUCGUAAAGCCUUCCAACAUUCUUAUUGAAAACGCCUCCAAGAUUUCUGCUGCUGUUUCAGGUUUAACUCCAAGCACUUCAGAUCAUCAGUCUCAACCAGAAGAACAGACACCUCACCCGCUUGAAAUUGAUGCUCUUUCAACUGCCUCCAACGAGUCAACAUCAGACACUGCUUCUAACGAAUCAACUUCAAACUCAGAAGAUGAUGUGAAAAGCUCUCCAAGGCAACUAACAGCUCAUCCACGAGCAGCAGAAGCAACCUCAACAUUGGCAUUCUCAGCAUUGGCAUUAGUAACCACAACUCAUCAAGAUUUAGCCGCACAAAAAGCUGAACCUGUGGUAGACUAUGACUAUCCUGUGCAGAACUCAUCAACUGAAUCUCAGGACCCUACAGCGACAAAUACUCAUGAAGGUUUGACUGAUAUCAAGAAAAUUUAA